AUGCCCCUACUAUCCCUGCUCUCGACUACGCUCGCCUCCAUAGACGCUAGCCCUCGAGUGCUCCAAGUGCUCCGGGACCUGCACAAGCAAGCUCUUUCCGAGAGCCCGUUCGUGAGCACGAGCGGGCCGAUCACGGAUGCGUUGGAGAAGUUCGUGGCCCUGGACCCCGACAAGUGCGCCUUGGUGUAUCUCUUGCUCCGAUCCACGGGGGCCCGCUUCGUCGUCGAGGCCGGGACCUCCUUCGGCCUGAGCACGAUAUACCUAGCCCUCGCCGUGGGGCAGAACGCGGGCCUGGCGCCCGCCCAGAGCGCCAAGGUCAUCGCGACCGAGAACGAGCCGACCAAGGCGGCGCGAGCUCGGGAGCAUUGGAGGGCCGCCGGAGACGACGUCGAGAAAUGGAUCGAGCUGCGAGAGGGCGACUUACGCGAAACCCUCAAGACGGAUCUGCCUGAGCAGAUCGACUUCCUGUUGCUUGACAUCUGGACGCCUCUGGCUCUGCCGACUCUUCGUCUCGUCCAUCCACGGCUGAAGGUCGGGGCCAUAGUCGCUGCGGACAACGUCAUCGCCGCGUCCAAGGGGUACAAGGACCUAGUGGACUUCCUGGAAGCUCCCGCCAACGGAUUCAAGACGACGACAGCCCCGUACGAAGGAGGUCUUCUGCUUUCCGUAUACCUCGGGAAGAAGGGCGCAUAG
Durotheca rogersii is the source of this 693-nucleotide messenger RNA. Its product is annotated as S-adenosyl-L-methionine-dependent methyltransferase. The transcript is spliced from 3 exons. Gene Ontology annotation, molecular function: O-methyltransferase activity. The record is from RefSeq and is a predicted model, not a curated record. Bases 1 to 693 code for a protein of 230 amino acids. NCBI's taxonomy places the organism in Eukaryota, Fungi, Ascomycota, Sordariomycetes, Xylariales, Xylariaceae.